Panthera uncia (snow leopard) is the source of this 2855-nucleotide messenger RNA. RefSeq names its product phosphodiesterase 6A (gene PDE6A). Gene Ontology annotation, molecular function: 3',5'-cyclic-nucleotide phosphodiesterase activity; protein binding. Gene Ontology annotation, biological process: signal transduction. NCBI's taxonomy places the organism in Eukaryota, Metazoa, Chordata, Mammalia, Carnivora, Felidae. The record is from RefSeq and is a predicted model, not a curated record. The coding region runs from base 9 to 2594 and encodes 861 amino acids. The transcript is spliced from 22 exons.
UUCCAGCCAUGGGUGAGGUGACAGCAGAGGAGGUGGAGAAGUUCCUGGACUCGAAUGUCAGCUUUGCCAAGCAGUACUACAACCUCCGCUACCGGGCCAAGGUCAUCUCGGACAUGCUGGGGGCCAAGGAGGCCGCGGUGGACUUCAGCAAUUACCACUCGCUGAACAGCGUGGAGGAGAGUGAAAUCAUCUUUGACCUCCUGCGGGACUUCCAGGAGAAUCUGCAGACCGAGAAAUGCAUCUUCAACGUCAUGAAGAAGCUGUGCUUCCUUCUGCAGGCAGACCGCACGAGCCUGUUCAUGUACAGGGUCCGAAACGGCAUCGGGGAGCUGGCCACGCGGCUCUUCAAUGUUCACAAGGAUGCUGUCCUUGACGAAUGCCUCGUGGUGCCCGACUCGGAGAUCGUGUUCCCCCUGGAUAUGGGUGUGGUUGGUCACGUCGCACACUCUAAAAAGCUCGCCAACGUCCUCAACACAGAAGAGGAUGAGCAUUUCUGUGACUUCGUGGACAUCCUCACAGAAUACCAGACCAAGAACAUCUUGGCUUCCCCCAUAAUGAAUGGGAAGGACGUGGUGGCCGUACUCAUGGCUGUGAAUAAACUGAAUGAGCCCCAUUUCACCAAGAGAGAUGAAGAGAUUCUUCUCAAGUACCUCAAUUUUGCAAAUAUAAUCAUGAAGGUGUACCACCUGAGUUACCUGCACAACUGUGAGACUCGGCGUGGCCAGAUACUGCUGUGGUCUGGGAGCAAAGUCUUUGAAGAGCUUACGGAUAUCGAGCGGCAGUUCCACAAAGCCCUGUACACAGUCCGAGCCUUCCUCAACUGCGACAGAUAUUCUGUGGGGCUCUUAGACAUGACCAAGCAGAAGGAAUUUUUUGACGUGUGGCCAGUCCUGAUGGGUGAGGCUCCACCCUAUUCUGGUCCCAGGACUCCGGAUGGAAGGGAAAUCAACUUUUACAAGGUCAUUGACUACAUCCUGCAUGGCAAAGAAGACAUCAAAGUAAUCCCGAACCCACCUCCUGAUCAUUGGGCUUUAGUAAGCGGUCUCCCCACUUAUGUUGCCCAGAAUGGCCUGAUUUGCAACAUCAUGAAUGCGCCUGCGGAGGACUUUUUCGAAUUCCAGAAAGAGCCUCUGGAUGAGUCCGGAUGGAUGAUCAAGAAUGUCCUUUCUAUGCCAAUUGUGAACAAGAAGGAAGAGAUUGUUGGGGUGGCCACGUUUUACAAUCGCAAAGAUGGGAAACCCUUUGAUGAGAUGGACGAGACCCUCAUGGAGUCUUUGGCUCAGUUCCUGGGCUGGUCCGUCUUAAAUCCUGACACCUAUGAGUCAAUGAACAAACUUGAAAACAGGAAGGACAUUUUCCAGGACAUGGUAAAAUACCACGUGAAGUGUGACAACGAAGAGAUCCAGACAAUCCUGAAAACCAGAGAGGUGUACGGGAAGGAGCCAUGGGAAUGUGAGGAAGAGGAACUCGCUGAGAUCCUGCAAGGAGAGCUGCCAGAUGCGGAGAAAUAUGAAAUUAAUAAAUUCCACUUCAGCGACUUGCCCCUGACAGAGCUGGAGCUAGUGAAAUGUGGGAUACAGAUGUACUAUGAGCUCAAAGUGGUAGAUAAAUUUCACAUUCCUCAGGAGGCGCUGGUGCGAUUCAUGUACUCGCUGAGUAAGGGCUACCGCAGGAUCACCUACCACAACUGGCGGCACGGCUUCAACGUGGGGCAGACCAUGUUCUCCUUGCUGGUGACAGGAAAGCUUAAGCGGUACUUCACGGACCUAGAGGCUUUGGCCAUGGUCACCGCUGCCUUCUGCCAUGACAUUGACCACAGAGGCACCAACAACCUCUACCAGAUGAAAUCCCAGAAUCCACUGGCCAAGCUCCAUGGGUCCUCCAUCUUGGAAAGACACCACUUGGAGUUUGGCAAAACGUUGCUGAGAGAUGAGAGCCUGAAUAUCUUUCAAAACCUCAAUCGCAGGCAGCACGAGCAUGCAAUCCACAUGAUGGACAUUGCAAUCAUCGCCACAGACCUUGCCCUGUAUUUCAAGAAGAGGACAAUGUUCCAAAAGAUCGUGGAUCAGUCUAAGACAUAUGAAACUGAACAGGAGUGGACACAGUACAUGAUGCUGGAGCAGACCCGGAAGGAAAUUGUUAUGGCCAUGAUGAUGACCGCCUGCGAUCUCUCAGCCAUCACCAAGCCCUGGGAGGUACAGAGUAAGGUAGCUCUGCUGGUUGCUGCCGAAUUCUGGGAACAAGGUGACCUGGAGCGCACAGUGCUGCAGCAGAACCCCAUCCCCAUGAUGGACAGAAACAAGGCAGAUGAACUUCCCAAGCUUCAGGUCGGCUUCAUUGACUUUGUCUGCACCUUUGUCUACAAGGAAUUCUCCCGUUUCCAUGAGGAGAUCACUCCCAUGCUGGAUGGGAUCACCAACAACCGCAAGGAGUGGAAGGCGCUCGCGGAUGAGUACGAUGCCAAGAUGAAGGCGUUGGAGGAGGAGAAGCAGAAGCAGCAGGCAGGCACGCAAGCGGCGGCGGGAAAUCAGCCCGGGGGCAACCCCAGUCCAGCAGGGGGCGCACCAGCAUCCAAGUCCUGCUGCAUCCAGUAGCCCAGCCCGGCAUCAGCUGACCAGAAUGGUCCCACCCUCGUGGAAAGAGAAUCCCCCAAGCCGGCAGAAACCCAAAAACCUUCUUGAGAAGUAAAAGAGUCCUAGGACUUGAAAGCGGAACGAGAAUUUAGCUUACAUCCUAUCUAGUGGUUUUUCUUUCCAUCAUUUUUUUUUUUUUCAGUUUUGAGUACUUUUCUCUUGCGAGAAAACCAAUCACCCAUCCUUUUCCAUUUCUUUCGCAUUUUUUCCCUUAGCUGAAGU